Messenger RNA from Hermetia illucens (black soldier fly), 1005 nucleotides. Its product is annotated as histone H3.3A. The transcript is spliced from 3 exons. Gene Ontology annotation, molecular function: structural constituent of chromatin; protein heterodimerization activity; DNA binding. The record is from RefSeq and is a predicted model, not a curated record. NCBI's taxonomy places the organism in Eukaryota, Metazoa, Arthropoda, Insecta, Diptera, Stratiomyidae. Bases 185 to 595 code for a protein of 136 amino acids. Gene Ontology annotation, cellular component: nucleosome.
CGCCUUUAAAAUCACCGUCGCCGCCGGGCAAAGGCAAAACAAAAACAAGACGAAAAUCGUCUUCUCCUCACUCAAGAAUUUUUGCGCGUUGUGUCCAGUUCGUAGUUCUACGUGAUCCGUGAUUAUCCCUUAAUUCCUCCCGUCAAGGAACUUCCCCAACGUUUCAGGUACAGCAUAAACUGCAAUGGCCCGUACUAAGCAGACCGCCCGUAAAUCCACCGGAGGUAAAGCUCCCCGUAAACAGUUGGCUACCAAAGCAGCACGUAAAAGUGCACCAUCUACCGGAGGUGUAAAGAAACCACAUCGUUACCGCCCUGGUACUGUUGCUCUUCGAGAAAUUCGUCGCUACCAGAAGUCAACUGAAUUGCUCAUCCGCAAAUUGCCGUUCCAACGUCUUGUACGUGAAAUUGCUCAGGAUUUCAAAACUGAUCUUCGUUUCCAAUCGGCUGCAAUUGGUGCCCUUCAGGAAGCAAGCGAAGCUUAUUUGGUCGGCUUGUUUGAAGACACCAACUUGUGCGCCAUCCACGCCAAGCGAGUGACAAUUAUGCCGAAAGACAUCCAGCUUGCUCGUCGUAUUCGAGGCGAACGUGCUUAAAUACUUUCUACACUUAUUUUAUACCUAAAUCUAUCUGAUCUGGAAGUAUGUUUAUCUUACACUUUUAUGAUAACUAGGAUUAGUGUAAUAUUACUGAGUAACGUUUUAAUAAUUUUCUUCUAUUCUUGAAAACAAUCACGCUAGCAAUAGCACGACCCAGACGCAGGUUACCUGGAUCGGGUCUUUAUUUAAGUUAUUUUACUUCUUUCUUAUGUACUUGAGUAAGAGAUAAUUUCGUUUAAGAAUUUUGAAACUUAAUGAAAGUAGUAACGUAAACAGUUUUUAUCUAGACGAAAAUUGGAUUUAGUUUAAUUCACCUGGCUUGUGAACAAGUUCUAGUUUGUAUUAAUUUACAUUAAUGUAGUGUUAAAGUAAAUUUAUAGUAUUUCGGGGGAAAUAAAAAUUUAACC